AUGGGAGCUUUCCUCACUUUGUCCACCUCUGCUGCUGUCAUUCUCCUUGUAAUUCGUGGAGGAUUGUGUGUGGAUAUUGUUGGAGGAAAUGAAGUAGCACCACACUCCAGACCAUUUAUGGCCCUAAUCAGCCAAGCAAAUGGAAAACCGCUUUGUGGAGGAGCUUUGAUCAAGGAAAACUGGGUGUUAACAGCUGCCCACUGUUCUGUGGAAGGAGGCAAAGUUAUUCUUGGAGCUCAUUCGUGGAAAGCAAAUGAAAGAGAAAAACAGUUUUUUCAGAUUAAAAACCAAAUUCCCUACCCACGCUACUUUGCCCGCUCUAAGGAAAAUGACAUUAUGCUGCUGCAGCUUCAGGGAAGAGCAAAACUUAAUAAAGCUGUGCAGCUCAUUCCCCUGCCUACCUCAGGUGAUGAUCCCAAACCAGGAACAACUUGCACAGUAGCAGGAUGGGGACGAACUAACAGUGAUUUGAAACAGUUCUCUGAUACCCUGAGGGAGGUCAAUAUCACCGUCAUCAGUAGGCAAAUCUGCAAUGACAAGAAGCAUUAUAAAAACAAUCCUGUUAUAACAGACAACAUGAUAUGUGCAGGGGCUAAGAAUGGAGGAAAGGACUCAUGUAAUGGGGAUUCUGGUGGACCUUUAAGAUGCAAUAACGUGAUGAGAGGUAUCACUGCUUUUGGGAAGUCAAAGUGUGGUCGUGCUGAUGGCCCUGGUGUCUACACUCGACUCACAAAGCAAUACCUUCAGUGGAUAAGGAAAACCAUACAGGGAGCCUAA
Messenger RNA from Cariama cristata (Red-legged seriema), 777 nucleotides. RefSeq names its product granzyme A (granzyme 1, cytotoxic T-lymphocyte-associated serine esterase 3) (gene GZMA). Gene Ontology annotation, molecular function: serine-type endopeptidase activity. The record is from RefSeq and is a predicted model, not a curated record. Lineage: Eukaryota; Metazoa; Chordata; Aves; Cariamiformes; Cariamidae. Gene Ontology annotation, biological process: proteolysis. Bases 1 to 777 code for a protein of 258 amino acids. The transcript is spliced from 5 exons.